Messenger RNA from Octopus bimaculoides (California two-spot octopus), 2274 nucleotides. RefSeq lists its product as uncharacterized. The record is from RefSeq and is a predicted model, not a curated record. Lineage: Eukaryota; Metazoa; Mollusca; Cephalopoda; Octopoda; Octopodidae.
AUGAGUAUUCCCAGUUCAAUAACGGACCGUCGGAGUGAAGUAUCUGAAAGAGAGAGUAUUCCCAGUACAAUGACGGAUCAACGAAGUCGAUUAUCAGAAAGUGAGAGUACUAUUAGAUCGAUAUCAGAUGGGCGAAGUCAGUUAUCGGGAACAAUGAGCAUUCCCAGUUCAAUAACGGACCGUCGGACCGAAAUGUCUGAAAGAGAAAGUAUUCCAAGUACAAUGACGGAUCAACGAAGUCGAUUAUCAGAAAGAGAGAGUACUAUCAGAUCGAUAUCAGAUCAGCGAAGUCAGAUAUCUGGAACAACGAGUAUUCCCAUUUCAAUAACGGACCGUCGAAGUGAAAUAUCUGAAAGAGAGAGUGUCCCAAGUACAAUGACUGAUCAACGAAGUCGAUUAUCUGAAAGAGAGAGUACUAUCAGAUCGAUAUCCGAUGAUCAAAUUCAUAUAUCGGGAACAAUGAGUAUUCCGAGUCCUAUGAUAGACCAGCGGAGUGAAGUAUCUGAAAGAGAGUCUAUCGUAAGUUGGAUGCCAGACCAUAGAAGUAGAUUAUCAGAAAGAGAGAGCACUGUCAGGUCGAUAUCAGAUCAGCGAAGUCAAAUGUCCAGAACAAGGAGUAUUCCAAGUUCAACAACAGACCGUUGGAGUGAAGUAACUGAAAGAGAGUCUGUCCCCAGUACAAUCACGGAACAACGAAGUCGGUUAUCGGAAAGGCAGAGUACUCUCGGAUCGAUAUCAGAUGAGCGGAGUCAGAUAUCCAGUUCAAUGAGUAUUUCCACUUCGGAAGCAGACCGACGGAGUGAUGUAACUGAAAGAGAGAGUAUUCCCAGUACAAUAACUGCUCAUCGAAGCCGUUUAUCAGAACAGGAGGUUACUCAGUCUCCUGUACCUGACGUUCAGAGUCCGAUAUCACAGAGAGAGAAAAUCCAUAGUUUGGUACCAGAAAAGUGGAGUCAAAUAUCAGAAAAAGAGAGAAUGCUCGUCUCUACUGCAGACCAACGAAGCGCAACACCUAGCAAACGUACUAUUCGCAGUUCAAUAGCCGAUAUUCGUAGUCAAAUAUCCCGAAGUGUGAGAAGUCUCAUAUCUCCGUUAGAUAAGCGGAGUCGCAUAUCAGAAAGGGAGAGCAUUCAGACGGCGAUAGCCUACCAGCUAAGUCAAUUACCUGGUAAGGAGAACAUUCCUAGUUCUCCGCCAGUCGAAGUGAGUCAUAUAUCUGAAAGAGAGAGUAUUCCUAGUUUAAUGAGAGACCAACGUAGUCAGAUAUCUGGACGAGAGAGUAUUCCCAUUUCAAUGGCUGACCAACGAAGUCAGAUAUCUGUAAAAGAGAGUACCCCCAGUUCAAUGAUUGACCAAGGAAGUAUGUCAUCUAGAAGAGAGAGUAUACGUAGUUCAAAAGAAGAACAGCUUAGUCCAAUAACAAGAAUACAAAGUAUCUCUAGUGAAAUGGGAGAUCAACACAGUCAGAUUACUGGACGAGAGAGUACUCUUAGUUCAACAAGUGAACGGCGUAGCCGUGUGUCUCUAAGGCACAGUACUCCUAGUGCGAUUGCACUCCAACACAGUAUGUUAUCGAGAAGCGACAGCAAUCUGAGUUCUGUACAAGAUCAAGAAAGCCAUAUAUCUGAACCACCACCUAUUCGAGGUUCGCUCUCAGAGGAAUGGAGUCAAAUAUCCGGAAAACAUAGUAGAGUUAGCACAGUAACAGAACAAUGGAGUAAAUCAUCGCGAACUGAGAGCCUACGUAUUUCUGUACCAGACGAGCAGAUAAGUGGAAGAGAGAGUAUUCAAAGUCCACUGUCUCUCCAAAGGAGCGAAAUGUUUCAAAGAGAAAGAAUAUAUAGUAGUGUAUUAGGUCAAAGGAGUCGGGAUGAUGAAAGUGCAUCAUUUAAAACUUCUAUACCAGAACAGCAAAGUCGAAUAACAGAGAAAGAGAGUAUUGUUCGUUCAGUACCAGACCAACGAAGCCGGCUUUAUGAAAUGGUGAGUACUGAGAGACCUUUCGCUGAAGAACGUCAGUUAUCUAAAAGCGAAAGUAGUAUUCAGUCUGGUUCAGACGAACGGAGUUAUACAUCUAGAAGAGAGAUUAUUCGUAGUUCAACAACAGAACCGAGCCUAAUAUCAAGAAGAGAAAGUAUUCCUGGUUCAAUGAUAGACCAACGUAGUCAGAUAUCUGGAAAGGAGAGCACCCUCAGUUCAAUGACAGACCAACGAAGUCAAAUAUCUGGAAGAGAGAGUACUCCCAGUACGAUGAGAGACCAACGAAUUAUCUAA